AUGAGUGGGCAAAAUCUGACAGUUUCAUGUUCGGAAGGUUCACUGGGGAAUUUACACCUGCAAUUGACAUUUCUGUUGGUUUUAAAUAUUUUCCUCGCCAUUGUAACCAUCUUGGGGAACAAGCUGAUUCUUGUUGCUCUACACCAUGAGUCUUCCCUUCAUCCGCCGUCCAAACUCUUGCUUCGUGGUCUGGCCACCACUGAUCUUUGCGUCGGACUAAUCUCCCAGCCUGUUUGUGUUGCCUUUUGGGUCUCAAUUGUAGUCAAAAACUGGACCAUUUGUCGAUACUCGAGAAUGUUGCGUUUUAUCCUGGGUUACCUUCUAGGUUCUGUGUCUUUGUUGACGUUGACUGCAAUCAGUGUUGAUCGACUACUCGCUUUGUUAUUAGGGUUGCGAUACAGACAGGUUGUAACCUUAAAGCGAACAUACUUGAUUUUAGCUGUCAUUUGGGUAAUUUCAACUUUCGCUGCGGUAAUCUCACUUUGGAACGACCUUAUCACAACAUGGUAUGGCUACAUUGGAAUAUCACUGUGUUUAGUUAUCUCAUCGUUUUCGUACUCAAUCAUUUUCUGGAAACUCCGCCAACAUCAAACUCAAUCGCAUGUACAGACAAAUGCGGAGACAAGUCCACUGAACGUCACGCGAUAUAAAAGGGCAGUCACUAGUGCGUUGUGGCUGCAGUUGGCUUUAAUAACUUGCUAUCUACCAUAUGAAAUUACCGAUAUUAUAUACAAUCUGAAAGAUCUCACCCCAUCAGUUUUUCUCGCUGCUCAAUGUGGGAUCAUUUUAAUCUACUUAAAUUCAGCACUGAAUCCCAUUCUUUAUUGCUGGAAGAUCGCUGAGGUG
Molecule: messenger RNA, 846 nt
Organism: Pocillopora damicornis (cauliflower coral)
Lineage: Eukaryota; Metazoa; Cnidaria; Anthozoa; Scleractinia; Pocilloporidae
Product: adenosine receptor A3-like
Biological process (GO): G protein-coupled receptor signaling pathway
Cellular component (GO): plasma membrane
Molecular function (GO): G protein-coupled receptor activity
Source: RefSeq, a predicted model, not a curated record